AUGGGUUCCAAGACGAAUGCGACACCGCCCCCAGAGGAUGCGGCGUCAGCGCGGAGACGCAGCGCUGAGGACGAGACAGCUAAAGGGGAGUCGGAAAGUGUCAAGGUGGCGGUGCGCGUGCGCCCGUUCGACACAAGAGAAAGUAGCGCUUCGUUAAUCAGCGUGCUGGCAAUGAAUUCCAAGAGGAGUGUUGUUACAAUUUUCAACCCACGACCAAAGGAGAUGAAUACGACGACUGUGAAGAAGGCGUUCCAGUUUGACAAUGUGUUUUGGUCGCUGAACUGCCCCGAUGAGUGCGGCAGCAAGCCGGUGGGGCAGGCCGAGGUGUACGACGCGAUUGGUCGGCCGCUGGUGGCGCAUGCGUUCAACGGGUUCAACUCGUGCCUGUUUGCAUACGGGCAGACCGGAAGCGGCAAGACAUACACGAUGAUGGGGGGCGACCCGAACGCGCUGGGUGGCGCAGACGCCGGCGUGACGCCGCGGCUGUGCCUGGAGCUGUUUCGGAUGCGUGAGCGCGUCGAGGCGGAGGGCCACUCGAAGUGGGCGGUGGAGGUGGGGUACAUCGAGGUGUACAACGAGCGCGUGUCGGACCUGCUGGCGAGGCGGAAGAAGGGCGCGAAGGAGGAGGAGUUUGUGGAGGUGCGGGAGCACCCGACGCGUGGCGUGUUCGUCGAGGGUCAGGAGCUGCGUGAGGUGUCGAGGCUGGAGGACGUUGUGGCGCUCAUCGAGGCUGGCAACAGCGUGCGGCAUACCGCCGCGACGAAGAUGAACGACCGCAGCAGUCGCAGCCACGCGAUUCUCACGCUGAUACUGCGCGAGGAGCGGUCGAUGCAGACGGCGACGGGGCAGAUCAUCACGACGGCUGGCAAGAACAGCCGGAUGAACCUUGUGGACCUUGCGGGGUCUGAGCGUGUUGCGCAGUCGGAGGUGGUUGGACAGCAGUUC
Molecule: messenger RNA, 945 nt
Organism: Trypanosoma rangeli
Lineage: Eukaryota; Euglenozoa; Kinetoplastea; Trypanosomatida; Trypanosomatidae
Product: kinesin-like protein
Exons: 1
Biological process (GO): microtubule-based movement
Molecular function (GO): plus-end-directed microtubule motor activity; microtubule binding; ATP binding
Source: RefSeq, a predicted model, not a curated record